Cottoperca gobio is the source of this 2685-nucleotide messenger RNA. It is a transcript of the gene mpeg1.1, whose product is annotated as macrophage expressed 1, tandem duplicate 1. The transcript has 2 exons. Bases 110 to 2242 code for a protein of 710 amino acids. NCBI's taxonomy places the organism in Eukaryota, Metazoa, Chordata, Actinopteri, Perciformes, Bovichtidae. The record is from RefSeq and is a predicted model, not a curated record.
UUCUUAAACUAGAUGUUUCUGUUUGUCACAUGAUAAACUGCAUAAGAGGAAGAGGACGUUGACAUGAAGCUUAUAGUCCGCUGUUUCAGCCCAUCCUGACACAGUCAUCAUGAAGGCAGCAGUGACCCUCUUGGCUCUCUCUCUCCUUCAUGUCUGCUCUUCAGUUCCUAUCAGCCGGCCCACCAACUGGCUCAGACAAUGUCGUGCCGCCACCAACCUCUCUAUCACAGCACUGGAGGUGCUGCCGGGCGGAGGCUGGGACAACCUCAGGAACAUAGAUACCGGUCGAGUCAUGAACCUCAGCUAUUUCCAGUGCCAGACCACCGAGGACGGGCUCUACCUCAUCCCAGAUGAGGUGUUUGUUAUCCCCCACAAGGAGACGGGUGUGGAGACAAACUCAGAGAUCAUCAGCUCCUGGCUGGAGCAUAAAAGCUCUACAUCUCACUCCAUAAAUGCAGACAUAUCCUUCUACUCUGUGCUGAAUGGAAAGUUUUCUACAGAGAACCAGAGGAUGAAAACCCAUCAGGUUAAAGACUCGUCAACUACAGCCAGAGUGCAAGUUCGUAACUUUAUCUACACAGUUAAGGCUUAUCCAGACUUCACUCUGGAUGCACGUUUUGCUCAACAAGCCAAAGAGAUAGCCGAUGCAAUUGAAAACAACCAAACAAGGAACGCGAACUAUCUGUCAGAGAAGAUGGUACUGGACUAUGGAACCCAUGUUAUCACUAGUGUUGAUGCUGGAGCCACUUUGAUUCAGGAAGACUACCUUCGUUCCUCAUAUGUGUCGGACAGUGUGUCAGAGAGUUCCUCUGUCAAAGCGCAGGCGGGGUUAAACUUUUUUGACAAACUCAAGUUUGACAUAAGCAGUCAAAAUACCAAACAGAGCUCAUCACUUCAAACAUAUCAGUCCAAUAUUCAGUACUCUCUUAUCCAAAGCCAUGGAGGCAUACCUUUUUACCCUGGCAUCACUCUGCAGAAGUGGCAGGAAAGUACCAGGAACAACCUUGUUGCUAUCGAUCGUUCAGGAUUUCCCCUACACUACUUUAUAAACACCAACACCAUUCCUGAUCUGCCACAGCCAACAGUUGGUAAAGUGGCUGUCGCAGUGAGUCAGGCCGUAGAGCGAUACUACAAGGUCAACGCGCGGCCUGGAUGCGUCAAUGUCAACUCAAUCAACUUUAACUUCCAAGCGAACAUUGAUGAUGCAUCAUGUGAUGGCCCUGCUACAAACCUCAGUUUUGGUGGUGUCUACCAAGACUGUAUUCAUGUCAGCUCAGAUGCAGGUCCACUAUGUGAUGCCCUGGCCCAGAAAAAUCCCGAAACAGGAGAUUUCUCCUGUCGUUCGCCUUACGUUGCCACUUUACUGAGAUCAGAAGUGAGGCAGCAGAGCUACUCUUCGUACGAUUGUUACGACCAAAGGUACAGGUGUGGGAUUUUUCACCUAUCACAUUGCCAUCGGCAAGUUUGUCAGGACAACAACCACGUUCGCUCUGCUCGCAUCAACACCUACUGGUGCUCUGUAAGCGGAAAGGCCCCAGACAACUCGGGGUAUCUGUUUGGAGGCAUAUACAGCCCCUCUCUCCUGAACCCGCUCACCAAUGCCAAAAGCUGCCCCCCAAACUUCAUUGCAGAAAAGUUUCUCUCGGAUGGCCAAGUGAUCUGUGUGAGUAACGAGUAUGAAACCGGCACCAGUCACUCGGUACCAUUCGGAGGUCUCUUCAGCUGUCAGUCAAACAACCCGCUGGCAGGAGAUCAACGUCGCUGCCCUCCUAAGUUCAGUCAGCAUCUCGCCACAGUGAGCGACGGCUGCGAAAUCCUUUACUGUGUCCAGUCAGGACUGUUCACAGGUGGGCAGCUGCUUCCGAUCCAUCUGCCUCCUUUCACUAAACCUUCACUUGUCAGCAUGCAAGCCACAAACACUGUUAUGGUCAUGACUGAAGGAGAUAAGAAUUGGGUCAGAAUAGGGCAGACCAAGGCGUGGAAAUUGGCCAAGCCAGAGGAAAUCAAGGAAUUUGUACUGAAGUUGAACCCAGAAUUGAACCAGAUGUCUAGUGGGGGAAAGGCAGGGGUUGCUUUUGGGGUGAUUGGUAUGAUGGUGCUGGGGAUCCUAGUGACAGUAGUCCUGGUGAAGAGAAAGAGGAGGCUGUCUGGGUUUAGGACAGCUAGGGGCUAUGAGGAAAUACGUGGUGAGGUUGACUGUGAUGAAGGAAGAGAGAGGGAAGCACAGCAAGAUGAGGCUUGAGAAAAACACAGUUUAGAGGCUUAGCACCCAGAAGACUGGGAAGACUAAUUUAGUUUUUCACUUCCUUCUUAAUUCUCACCUCAGAAAGAACCAUCAUGAAUCAAUACUGCCCUCAUGAGGCUGAGAUGCACAAUGUCAUGUCGUAUGUAAACAUUUCUUUAUACCCCAUUUAAUAGCCCGAAUGCUUGAUGCAACUUUGUACCUUGUUUGUACCUUGUACCAUUCAUUAACAUGUUGUUUGUACAUAUUUUAACAGUAAUUGAUUAACAUGUUGUGAUGCCUUUUUUCACUCCAAUAUAUGAACAGAAACAUUAGAUUAAGGAUGUAUAAUGUUCUUUUUUACUUUUUGUAUCAUGCAUGCUACACAAAUUGACAGUUUUGAUAAAUGUCAGUUAAACUUGUCUGCACUUAACUACUAAUAAAAGUGGCACAAAACAAUUCAA